AUGCUGACCCGAUAUCUUCUUGCUUUUGGUAGACGAGUUUGGUCGCUACGAGGCCGAGGCUGUUGGUGUAACCUCUCACUAUAUGCCGGUUUUGUUGUGAACCAGAUUCUUGCGUUCAUGAACGAGGGUAAUAGACUUGCCGAAAAAGGAGAAGCGUGGCCAUUCUUGGAUGAAAUUCACACUUGCAAUCACAUUGGGCUUUUGGCGGAUCUCAUAGCUCACGGAGUGUUUUCAGGAAACCAAUACAUUCGAACAUUCGUCUGUUGCCGCUUGCAACCCUUAUCGACUGCGUAUAGGCGAAACGACAAGUCUACCAGGAGCAAAUCAACAAUCUACAAGUACAUCCUCUUCCUGAUAAAAUGUCUGGGAUUUCGGUGUACUCAAGCCGAAGAUGAACAGGUGAUUCUCAAUCUCAUAAUAGAACUCUACUAUUUAGGCGUAUAUCAAAAUGGCCGAGAGCCAAAUAAGUAA
Molecule: messenger RNA, 471 nt
Organism: Paraglomus brasilianum
Lineage: Eukaryota; Fungi; Glomeromycota; Glomeromycetes; Paraglomerales; Paraglomeraceae
Source: the annotation of a GenBank genome assembly